This is a messenger RNA of Pyricularia pennisetigena, 969 nucleotides long. RefSeq lists its product as uncharacterized. The transcript is spliced from 3 exons. Gene Ontology annotation, biological process: cytochrome c-heme linkage. Lineage: Eukaryota; Fungi; Ascomycota; Sordariomycetes; Magnaporthales; Pyriculariaceae. Gene Ontology annotation, molecular function: holocytochrome-c synthase activity. Bases 1 to 969 code for a protein of 322 amino acids. Gene Ontology annotation, cellular component: mitochondrion. The record is from RefSeq and is a predicted model, not a curated record.
AUGGGUUGGUUUUGGUCAGACAUUCCUGCGCCGCCUGCGUCCGCACCGGCCGCACCGCAUCCCAACACGCCCGCUGGAACACCACCGCCCGGUUGCCCGAUGCACAAGAAGACGAUCGACGCCCUGAACCCAGCAGCAGCAGCAACCAACGCCAGUUCGACCAAAGCAACACCACCAUCAUCAUGCCCCGUUUCCCACGACCAGGCCCCUGCACAGAAACAGCAGUCCGCCUUCUCCCGCCUCAACCCCCUCAACUACAUGUUCCCUGACUUGUCUAACGCGCCGGCCCCGAACCAAACCGUCGCGCUGCCAACCGAGCGCGAGCAUUCCUCCAUCCCGCGCGGCGGCGGCGAGGGCAACUGGGAGUACCCGUCGCCGCAGCAAAUGUACCACGCCCUCCUGCGAAAGGGCUACACCGACACGGACCCCACCGCCGUCGAGGCCAUGGUUGCCUGCCACAACUUCCUCAACGAGGGCGCCUGGGCCGAGAUUGUCGACUGGGAGAGGCGCUUCAGUAAGGGUCUGAUCCGCGGCUGGCAGAUCAGCCGGCAGGGAGAGGAGAGAGCCCCGCAGAUUCUGCGCAGGCUCGAGAGGGAGGAGGGCGCCGAGCCCGUCGUUCCUAGCCUUGUCAGGUUCCAGGGCAGGCCCAAGGACAUGACGCCAAAGGCGGCGUUUUUCCAGGUCAUGGGCUGGCUUUAUCCCUCCAAGUUUGAGACCGAGCCGCCUUUUGAUCGCCAUGACUGGUACGUCCAGCGAGAUUUCAACGGCCAAAAGAAGGAGGUCCGCUACGUUAUCGAUUACUACUCCGGUCCGCCGGAGCCCACUGGCGAGCCCGUCUUCUACCUCGACGUGCGCCCUGCUGCCACCCCGACUGGCGCUGCGGAGCGCCUCAUCAGAUGGGGCAGCGACGUCUGGUGGCGUGCCGCUGGCCUCGAAGCCAGGGAGCAGCAGCAAGGCAAGACCCAAUAG